CUUUUUUAUCUUCCAAACAAGUCUGUCACCGUAUUGCAAAUAUUCGUACGAGCAACAUUUGGUCCAAGAGAGGGAAACGGGGAUGGCCAGAGACAGAACCACAACUCCUGAUCGUGAAGGCGGGACUCCGUCUAAUCGAGAUCUCAAAUCCUCCAAAUCCAGAAAUGUAGAUGAUUCAGAUUCCCAAUCCAGCUCAGACUCCGAAUCCGAUUGUGAAAAUGGGUCGAAACGAUCCGAUGUACGCAGACAUAGUAAAAAGAGCAAGCGGAAGCGAAGCCGUAGUUCGAAGAGAAGGGCGCGGGAUGAUGAAGAUUCGUAUUCAUCCUCUUCUACGGAGUCGGGCUCGGAUUCUUAUUCUUCGGAGUCGACGGAAGGAGAGGAGGAGAGGAGACGCCGAAGAAGAGAGAGAAAGAGUAGAGACGGAGAUGAAAAGGGAAAGGAACGCAAGAGAAAGAGAGAGAAGGAAAGUGAGAGACAAAGGAAGAGGAGGAAGGAGAAAGAAAGAGAGCAGAGGAAGAAGGACGAGAAGAGGAGAAAGAAGAAAAAGAAGGAUAAGAAAAGAGAGAAAGAUAGGGGCAAAACCAGUGCUGUUACUGAUACCUGGGGGAAAUAUGGAAUUAUUAGAGAAACUGAUAUGUGGAACAAGCGUCCAGAGUUUACUGCAUGGCUGUCUGAAGUAAAACAGGUAAACCUGGAAAGCCUUCCCAACUGGGAAGAAAAACAGUUAUUCAAAGAAUUUAUGGAGGAUCAUAACACAGCAACAUUCCCAUCCAAAAAAUACUAUGACCUUGAUGCGUAUUAUCAACGUCAAAUGCAAAAGGAAUUGAAGAAAGGCCAACAUAAGGUUGACACUGAACGUACUGUGUUUAAUGAUGAAGAACAACGUCGGCAAGAACUACUUCGAGAACGUGAAAAGCAGAAAGAGGAGCAAUUGCACGCAUUGAAGCAAUCCAUGCAAAGUGGAAUGGCUCAAGCAAUGAAAGAACAAGCUCAACUAAAGGAGGAGAUGGCUUACCAGUACAAGCUUGGCAACUUUGAGGCUGCAGCUGCUAUACAAAGGCGGUUAGAUCCAGAUGUUGCUAUGUAAAGCUGGUUGCUAGUCUUUAGUUUAGUUUGGAUAGCUGAAGCAUGAACUGAUUAGGCUCCUGCGGCGAUAAACUUCACAAUUUUACUUUGACCAAUGUUCUGUUUAGAAUGGCAGGAAAUAAACUAUGAUAUGCUUGGAUGCCCAAUAUUUUUUUUGCAUUCCAUUCAUUGCAUUACAAAGAUUCAGGAUAUAUAAUGUAGUAUUUUUUUGGCCCUCAUUGUUGUGUUCCCAUGUUGAUGCCAA
Molecule: messenger RNA, 1330 nt
Organism: Cuscuta europaea
Lineage: Eukaryota; Viridiplantae; Streptophyta; Magnoliopsida; Solanales; Convolvulaceae
Source: the annotation of a GenBank genome assembly